Messenger RNA from Pelobates fuscus (common spadefoot toad), 1902 nucleotides. RefSeq lists its product as uncharacterized. The transcript has 16 exons. Bases 1 to 1902 code for a protein of 633 amino acids. The record is from RefSeq and is a predicted model, not a curated record. NCBI's taxonomy places the organism in Eukaryota, Metazoa, Chordata, Amphibia, Anura, Pelobatidae.
AUGGUAAAUAUGGGUCAAACUCUUUAUCAAGAAAGCAUUGACAUAGAUCAAGUGAUUCUUCCUCAAAAUCUUCCAUUAAGUGAAGGAGAGCCCCCAAUUGUUGGUAUUGAGGAAGCCAGGGCAGUGAUUCACACUAUUGGCCUCCUUGAUGUUGAAGGACCUAUAAGCCCAGGACCAGAGCUGGAACCACCUCCUAUUAGCUGUGCUGGAAGUGAAGUACUUGGAGAUGCAGUCUGUAAAAUUAUUUUGUUAGAACCAGAAAACAUGAGAAUGGUUUGUGAAAAUCUAAGUGGAAGAUUGCUUCCAAAGAAGCUAAGACAGUUCAUAUGGAUGGAUAAACUACUGAAAUCUGAUAAAUAUUACAAAGGAGAAAUUUCAAAAACUAUCGAGAAAGAGAUGCGAGGGAAAUAUGGCAGAACAUUAGAACACAAACUUGCGGAGCUGAAACUCAGAAGAGCAACUCGUUCUCCAAUAUCAGGCAUGAUAGAAAAUGCUGUGGUGGAGAAAUAUGGAAACACUCCAUGUAUGCAGAAUUUUGCAGCAGAUGAACAUAUGACCCUUGAAUCAAGCAAGACAUUGAAUGUGCUUUAUGUUUACAAUGGGACAUAUGAGCCUUACUUUAUUCACUGGCUUUUCCCCUUGCAAAUGGCUUUCAAACAAACACCAACAACAGCUGAACAUCCAUAUGAAUUAUUUAUGUACUUGCAUCUCCUGAUUAAAAACACAUUCCCUUCAUGGCUAGAAAUAUUUGCAAUGGCUGAACGAGUCAUGAGCACUCUGAAAACAGAGGAUGUUGAGCUGUUUACUCAUCUUCAACACAGUUUCCGAAAGAAUAUAAAUUUCGACCCAAAAGACUUCUUAGUAGAACUCAUUGCUCGAGAGAGAGCAGAGGCACUGAAACUAUAUGCACAUGACAGCAGGUCAGAUCAAUCUAUGUUGCAGGGGGAACUCUUGGCAAGUCCAGUAAUCUUUCUGAGGAAAUGGAUGGGUGAGGGUUUUGUAAACUCUCUGGAUUUACCUGCCGUUCUGCUUAUUUGGGACCAGCUGUUCAUGCAGGAUUGGAAUCACAAAGUGAUGGAGAGUUUCUGCCUAGCCAUACUCCUGCUACUGAAAGAUUCAAUUAUGUCUGCAAAGGAUUAUCCUGCGGUUAGACAGGUAUUCUUAUAUGAGGCAUGUCACCUGUUUACAUCUGAUAUACAGAGGGCUUGGAUUCACCUACAGCAAGGAGGAUUACCUGCAGAUAUCCCUGAAAUGAAUAGACUAAAAGAAAGGCAACUUCCCGAUCAGUCUCCAUGGCUCCAAGAAAAGAUCUGCUCACUGGGAGUGAAGGACAUUUUAAUGAAGUUAGUUUUACCACUGCAGAAGGCUGAUACAUCUUCAAAUGUAUGGUUGAAGUCUUUUGACCACAAUACCGUGGAGGUGACCGUUUCUUUGUUCUAUGGUGAUGUCUUGUUAAUUUCCAAGACCAGCUCUAUGAAACCUAUUCUGACAGAAAAACUCAAGCUAAAUGAAGGGAGCAAAAAUGAAUUAAUAUCUUUCACAAUAAAGCUUAAUGAUGUGUUUGAAUUUGAUUUCAUGGAUCGAUUUGAAUAUGUGAAUGACACAAAAUCUGGAGAAAAGCCAUUUUUGCUAUUGAAAGCGGUGUACAGCGAUGGGAUAAGAGAUGUAUUACCACUUGGAUGGACUAAAGUGAAAGCUUUUAAGCAGGAAACAAGCAACAUUUUUAAAGUAUGGAAACCGCAGGAAUCCUCAUUUUUUCUGUCAUUACAUCCUGGUGAGGAUCCAGAUAGCACUGAUGAGAGCACUCCAGUGUCUGGCAUGUCAAGUAUUCAACUGACAGUAUAUGACCCAACAAGCGAACGUCAAACAAAAAUAAGCACCUUGGAAAGAGAAAAAAGGUAG